Vicia villosa (hairy vetch) is the source of this 760-nucleotide messenger RNA. RefSeq names its product E3 ubiquitin-protein ligase ATL23. Lineage: Eukaryota; Viridiplantae; Streptophyta; Magnoliopsida; Fabales; Fabaceae. The coding region runs from base 314 to 700 and encodes 128 amino acids. The transcript has a single exon. The record is from RefSeq and is a predicted model, not a curated record.
GCAUUGCUUUCAUUACCCACACACAUCACACCCUCAUUUCUCUUUUCCCAUACCUUCUUCCUUCUCCACACUCAAUUACUAAUACUAGUACUCCUCAACCUACCAUAACUCUAAUUAUUAUCCUAUUCCUAUCAUCAUUCCUCCUUUCAAUUUCCAAACUUUCUUGCACGUCUCACUUUAACAACAACAACAACAACAAAAUUCUUUCAUUCUGAUUCCCCAAUAUGCUCUCUGUCUCCAUACAAUCUCUUAACCAAACACAACAUUAACAACCAACAACAAACGUUAAGCAGAGCCUUCAAAACUGGAUUCUAUGUUGGAUGCAGUUCUUCUUGCGCUAUUCUUGCCGUGUCUCGGCAUGAGCGCCAUCUUCAUAGUCUACAUCUGUCUUCUCUGGUACGCUACUACUCACCCAACUACCGGAAUCAUUAUCAAACCGGUCACCAACACCGGUCUUUCCCCUUCUGAACUCCAGAAGCUACCUACUAUCACCGGUAAAGAUCUUGUUGUUGGUCCAGAAUGCGCCGUUUGUCUCGACGACAUAAGCGAGGAACAAUCCGCACGUGUGAUUCCAGGUUGUAAUCAUGCUUUUCAUUUGGAAUGUGCUGACACGUGGCUUUCCAAACAUCCUCUGUGUCCUGUUUGUAGAGCCAAACUCGAUCCUAAACUCUUUACCGAUUCUUCUCAAAAUCCUUGUUAAUCAAUUCAAUUGUUACUAUCUUGUUUAUUAAUUUCAGUGGAUCAUCAUCGAUUCGAUUAA